ACUACCAAACCAAUCAUCAUGGGUGCCGCUUAUACUAUCUUCGGAAAACAGGUUCCUGCUCACAUCCUUUCCAUUGCCACUUUGGCUUCAGUGACUGCUGUCGCUGCCUGGCCAAGAGCCAAGAAGGAGGCACCAGCCACCCCAGCUGCUCCAGUCGUUCAAAGCAAGGAAGACGACUUUGACUUGGAAAAGUUCAUUAACGAUUUGACCAAGGAAGAAUCCAAGUAGAUUAGAUGGCCAAUCGGUUACGUACCGGUACCGGUAUA
Molecule: messenger RNA, 266 nt
Organism: Suhomyces tanzawaensis NRRL Y-17324
Lineage: Eukaryota; Fungi; Ascomycota; Pichiomycetes; Serinales; Debaryomycetaceae
Exons: 3
Coding region: 19-228 (69 amino acids)
Biological process (GO): proton motive force-driven ATP synthesis
Source: RefSeq, a predicted model, not a curated record